GUUAAGUUGGUGCAAAAAUGAGAAGAAUGUUGAACAAGGGAUGGCAAUGUUUUGUAAACGUUAUUGUUGCUCUGCUAUGGCCAAUACUAGCUUCAUUAUCAUCAGCAACCUCGCUUCCGAACUGUCCCGAAAAAUGCGGCAACAUUACGGUCCCUUACCCAUUUGGUGUAGGGGAUAAAUGUCACUAUGGUACUCCCUUUGAUGAUGGUAGAUACUUCAACCUUAGUUGUAACAAUAGUGCCAACCCUCCAAUCCUUGCUUUGGGGAAUAAGGUAGAGAUUAAGGAAAUUACCUUGAAGGGUGAACUCUUGGUUCAUUACCCUAUUUCAUAUCGCUGUUAUGAUAAGUCUAAUACCACUGCCCCUUCUGCUGAAUACCGAGCCUGGAUACGUACGAAAAGGUUUCCUCUCUCGACGACCAAGAACAUUAUUGGUGCUAUUGGGUGUGACACUUUUGUGAUGCUGAAUGGUACAAUGGACAACAGGAGAGAGUUUCGUUCCGGGUGCAUGACUGUGUGUGCUGCACCCGAAGAUGUUGAUACUAGAUCAUGUUCUGGCAUUGGUUGUUGCUUGGUUUCCAUUCCAAAUGGACUAAACAAUGUUGAUUUGACAUUCAGAAGUCUGAGUGACCAGCAGUUGGUGCAAGAUUUCAACCCAUGCAGUGUCGCUUUUGUGCUGGCUAAGGAUUAUGCAGAAGAUGAUUCACUGCCGUACCCUAUCAGACAGAUUCUUACCCAAGAUGAUACUUAUUACCAGAAUUUGAAGUUUCCUGUUUUCUUUGAUUGGUCGAUUGGGAAUACAACUUGUGAAACAGCGCGAGCAGAUGGGAAUUACAUGUGCCGGGGAAAUAGCAAAUGCUAUGAGAAGCAAUACCGGGAUGGAUACCGCUGCAAAUGCAACCCAGGAUUUCAGGGUAACCCUUACCUUCAGGACUGCCAAGAUAUUGAUGAAUGUGCGGAUGGAAACAAUAAUCCAUGCAACAAACCGGCACUCUGCAUCAACACUCGUGGAGGUUAUAAUUGCAAAUGCCCACGGGGUUACAGUGGAAAAGCCACACUGAAUGAUCCUUGCAUUCCUCAUCUCAACACUAAUCAUCAUGAUCGAUACAAGUUGUUAGUAGGACUGAGUGUAACGCUGGGAUCGAUACUUCUGUUUCUCAGUGGAUGGUGGGUGAAGUCCUUAAUCAAGAAAAAGAAGGUUGUCAAACAAAGAGCUAAACACUUUGAGAGAAAUGGUGGAUUGUUGCUGCACCAACAAAUGUCUUCUGGUGACGGAGUUGUAGAUAGAACUAAAUUUUUCACAAUUGAGGAGUUGGAGAAAGCCACUGACCACUUCAACGAAAAUAGAAUACUUGGACGAGGAGGCCAUGGUACUGUCUAUAAAGGGAUGCUUGGUGAAGGAAGAAUAGUUGCUGUAAAAAAGUCAAAACUAGUGAAAGAAAGCAAUCGUGAGGUAUUCAUCAAUGAAGUUGUUAUCUUAUCACUAAUUAGUCACAGGAAUAUUGUGAAGUUAUUGGGAUGUUGUUUGGAGACGGAAGUUCCAUUACUAGUUUAUGAGUUUAUCCCCAACGGAACUCUUUGCCAUCAUAUUCAUUAUCCGAAUGCAGAGUUCCAAAUCACUUGGAAAAUGCGCUUACAGAUUGCUUCUGAUUCAGCUGGAGCACUUGCAUAUUUGCAUUCAUCAUCGUCUAUUCCUAUAUUUCAUAGGGACAUCAAGUCUUCCAACAUACUUUUGGAUGACAAGUAUAGGGCUAAAUUAUCAGAUUUCGGGACCUCAAAAUCAAUAGCGAUUGAUCAAACCCAUGUAACUACUGAAGUUAUGGGAACAUUUGGUUAUUUGGAUCCAGGGUACUUCCAGUCUAGUCAAUUUACAGAAAAAAGUGAUGUUUACAGUUUUGGGGUGGUUCUUGUCGAGCUUUUAACAGGACAAAAAGCAAUACGAGCAACAUCAGAAGAGGAUCGAAGUUUGACAUCAUGGUUUCUUUCCCAUAUGGAAGAAUGUAGUUUGCUUAAUAUUAUAGAUUCUCAAAUUCUACAAAAGAGUUUGAAGGGAGAGUUUCUUACAAUUGCUAAUCUUGCAAAGCGAUGUUUAAACUUGGAUGGAAAGAAAAGACCAACCAUGAAAGAAGUUUUGCUAGAGAUAGAAGCAGUACUGUCAAUUCAUCUGUCUGUUGAAAGGCCUGCAACAGUAUCCAAAGGUUUAUACUAUAAUGAUUUUACUAGUUUUAGCACUUCUUCUAUGGAAAUUAGCAGCUCUUAUAGCUCUGCAGAACCUUCUCUAUUAUUCAGUCGAUAACAUUUUAUUUUUGGAAGAGCUAUAUACCAUGAUUUUCAUCAAAUUUUAUGCUCCUGUAAAUCCUAUAAUCUGACUAAUCUUGUAACUAGUGUAAAAGCUUUAUUAAUAUUCAGAAUUUGU
This is a messenger RNA of Chenopodium quinoa (quinoa), 2414 nucleotides long. Its product is annotated as wall-associated receptor kinase 5-like. The coding region runs from base 18 to 2294 and encodes 758 amino acids. Gene Ontology annotation, biological process: cell surface receptor signaling pathway; protein phosphorylation. The record is from RefSeq and is a predicted model, not a curated record. Gene Ontology annotation, molecular function: polysaccharide binding; protein serine/threonine kinase activity; calcium ion binding. The transcript has 3 exons. Gene Ontology annotation, cellular component: plasma membrane. NCBI's taxonomy places the organism in Eukaryota, Viridiplantae, Streptophyta, Magnoliopsida, Caryophyllales, Amaranthaceae.